AUGGUCCUGGAUUUCAAGGAGAAGCAGGCAGUGCGCAUUGCCAUAGCAGGCGCACAGACCCUCACGGCAGAGGAGAAAGCAGACUUUACUGUUGCUGCGAUGCGUGAGCCGGGCCUGCUUGAACACUUGCAUCCUUACGUCAGAUUGGCCAAUUUCGGCGAUCACCUGCUUGCCUUGUUCGACAGUGCUGUCAGCAAGGGUGAGAAUGUUCUAUCAGCAAAAGGUAGCCAUGAGGGUACCUUUGAAGUAAUGGAGGCUCUUUCGCCCACCGGUCCUGCUGGUGGCGUCUUCAAGGUGCUUGGCAUUGAUGGGCCUUGGGCCGACAAUUUUCUCGUCCUCAGACACGGUGGCGACCCGGCAAUGUUGGAGAUGCGCCAUCGCUUUCACAAGGACUGCAUUGAGUGGCACCAGGUAAUUCGGGAGCGAGAAGCCGUUUUAGCGUUGCAAGGCGCUGGCUGGCCGUAUCUUCCACGGAUGCUUUUGGCUGGGAGCUUGCAGCUCUUCCCCCAGGCGCCUGCUGGUUGCCUUAGUGGGGCCCCUGCAGUCCUCACAGAGCUGGCAGGACGCCCUCUGGUGGCUGAUAGACAGGUGCCCGUGCUCCCGCCGCAGAAGCUUAUCGCGCUGGCUUCAUGUGGGCUGACGGCCGUCUGCGAGCUGAGGGAGCGGGGAAUAUGGCACAACGAUUUAUGCCCCCGCAACAUCACUGUCCAGGCUCCUGACUCCGAGGGCAGUCCUACGGCCUACACCUUUGUUGACUUGGGCUACUCCUCAAGCCCGAACCUAGAUAGCCCAAGUCUGCGCGACGAGCUGGAUGCGUCAAAGGGGGAGAUGCCAAGCAGUCUCUCGCCCAUCACUGACCUCAUGUAUGGCUCGGUGCAAGCACUUGCCGAGGAGGAGCUCCGCCCCAGCUCAGACUUACAGUGCCUGGCGUUUACACUGAUCAAGCUAUCAGGUGCUGUGCUGCCGUGGGAUGCGGCUGCAAGGGCGGGGCAUCAAAGGGAAGCACUGCAGAUGCGAUUGAACCUCAUUAAGGAUGAACCUGCUGGCGCGCGGAGCCUGCUGGGUUGUUUGCACCCCAUCAUUGGGCACUUUGUCUCUUGGGUGUUGGACCAGGCUGAGGAGGCGUUCCUAGAUCCCAGCAGCCAGUCCAGCUGGCGCACCAGGCUGCAGGAGGCGGCAGCGAACUCCUGCAGCGGAACAUGCCUCAAAAGCAAGCCAUUGCCGAUGCUAGCGCGUUGCUCUUGA
Molecule: messenger RNA, 1245 nt
Organism: Coccomyxa subellipsoidea C-169
Lineage: Eukaryota; Viridiplantae; Chlorophyta; Trebouxiophyceae; Coccomyxaceae
Exons: 5
Coding region: 1-1245 (414 amino acids)
Source: RefSeq, a predicted model, not a curated record